Pieris rapae (cabbage white) is the source of this 6413-nucleotide messenger RNA. RefSeq names its product unconventional myosin-Va (gene didum). Lineage: Eukaryota; Metazoa; Arthropoda; Insecta; Lepidoptera; Pieridae. The record is from RefSeq and is a predicted model, not a curated record. The coding region runs from base 169 to 5613 and encodes 1814 amino acids. Gene Ontology annotation, biological process: vesicle transport along actin filament; actin filament organization. Gene Ontology annotation, cellular component: myosin complex; cytoplasm; actin cytoskeleton. The transcript has 41 exons. Gene Ontology annotation, molecular function: microfilament motor activity; ATP binding; actin filament binding.
CUCAACAACGCAGUGACGUUUCGUAAUUUACUUCGAAAACUUAGCAAAAUUUUUAAAUUAUUUUAGAUCUACCUUUUACUAUAAAAUGAAUUUCAAAAUUUUUAUGCCACGUAGUGAUAUGUGAUAUUUAACGGAUUUAUUAAACACACUAAGUGAAAACACUCCACCAUGACUACGAAGGAACUUUACACUAAGGGUGCCCGUGUGUGGGUGGAGCACCCCGUGAAGGUGUGGGAAGGUGCGACCGUCACCAGUGACUACCGCUCAGGUGUGGUCAUUGUUGAAAUUGAUGACUCCAACGAAAUACGACAGAUUGAGAUAACAGAUGAGUCUCGUAUGCCGCCACUUCGCAAUCCAUCACUACUGAUUGGCCAGAAUGAUCUCACUUCCCUGUCGUACCUUCACGAGCCAGCUGUGCUGCAUAAUCUGAAAGUUCGAUUCUGUGACCGCAAUGCAAUAUAUACAUACUGUGGCAUCGUUCUCGUUUCCAUCAAUCCAUACUAUGAUCUACCAAUAUAUGGCGAUGAAACAAUCAUGGCAUACCGUGGCCAGUCCAUGGGCGAUUUGGACCCACAUAUAUUCGCAGUUUCCGAAGAGGCCUAUACUAAGCUGGAGAGAGAGCGGCGCAAUCAAAGUAUCAUUGUGAGCGGUGAAUCUGGUGCCGGAAAAACAGUAUCAGCUAAAUACGCGAUGCGUUACUUCGCGGCUGUGGGCGGCAACGCCAGCGAAACACAAGUUGAAAGGAAGGUGCUGGCUUCCAGUCCUAUAAUGGAGGCGAUUGGAAAUGCAAAAACCACUAGAAAUGAUAAUUCUUCGCGUUUCGGGAAAUUCAUUGAGAUCCACUUCGAUGGCCAAUAUAGGAUAACUGGUGCAAGUAUGAGGACUUAUCUGCUGGAGAAAAGUCGUGUCGUGUACCAGAGUCCUGGGGAGAGGAACUACCACAUUUUUUACCAACUUUGUGCGGCGGCUGCGCUGGACAAAAUGCCGGAGUUAGAAUUGGACCAUCAAGACACUUUCCAUUACUUGAACCAAGGUGGAAGUCCUAAAAUCGAUAAAGUCGAUGAUUAUAAAAUGUUUAUAGAGACGAAAAAUGCGCUGACCACUUUAGGAGUGACAGAGUCGGAACAAAAAAACAUGUUCACGGUAUUGGCGGCCAUUUUGCAUUUGGGUAACAUAGGUUUGACUUCUAACCCAGAAGCAACGGAUGCCAAUCAAGAAGGAGCGUAUAUACAUCCAAAUGAUAAACACCUUAUAACAGUGUGUUCCUUACUCGGGGUGUCGAAGCCUACACUUUCGCGUUGGCUCACCCACCGCCGCAUUGCGUCCGCACACGAGGUGAUCGAGUCGCAAAUGGACAUGCAGAGGGCGGUGUUCGCGAGGGAUGCCCUUGCUAAGCGAAUUUACGGCGAAUUAUUCUCUUGGCUGGUCCAGGUUGUUAAUAGAGCGCUGGAUACCGAAAAAUCUACCAAGCAUUUUAUUGGUGUCCUGGAUAUUUAUGGCUUCGAAACGUUUGAGAUUAAUUCCUUUGAACAGUUUUGUAUUAAUUACGCUAAUGAGAAGUUGCAACAGCAGUUUAAUUCCCAUGUCUUCAAGUUGGAGCAGGACGAGUAUAUUAAGGAAGAAAUUUCAUGGAAAAUGAUAGAUUUCUACGAUAACCAGCCCUGUAUCGACCUGAUUGAGGACCGUUUGGGUAUUCUAGCGCUUUUGGAUGAAGAGUGUCGAGUGCCUCAGGGUUCAGAUAUGGGAUUCGUCAGUAAAUUACAGGAGAAAUGUUCCAAGUACCCGCAUUUUUUGAAACCGAGGUUUGGUGCCGCUGCGUUUAUAAUAAAACACUUCGCUGAUAAAGUAGAGUACCAAUGCGGUGGAUUCUUAGAGAAGAAUAGGGACACAGUAUUAGAUGAACAGUUAGAAUGUAUAAAAUCAUCGACAAAUUGUCGUCUGAUCAGUACCAUGUUUGCUGAGAAACAGACGGACCAUUCUUCUACGUUGCCCCCGCCUUCUAGAAGACGCGCUAUGGGUCCUAUAGGUAGUCUAACUCAACCUCCUCGCCGUGCUAGUCAAAAACAAACAGUAGGAGCACAGUUUAGGCUGUCCCUGUCGGCGCUGAUGGCGACAUUAUCAGCCACAACACCCCAUUACGUUCGCUGCAUCAAACCGAAUGACACAAAACAGCCCUUCCAAUUCGACGCCGCGAGAGCUGUCAAUCAGUUACGAGCUUGCGGUGUUUUGGAAACUAUACGAAUUUCAGCCGCUGGUUUUCCUUCAAGAUGGCUGUAUCAAGAUUUCUUCUACAGAUAUCGCCUCCUUUGCCGCUCAAAAGAGAUAGAUAGAUCGGAUAUAAAAAAAACCUGUUCCAUUAUCUUACAGAGAUAUGUUAAAGAGUUGGAUAAAUACCAGUUCGGUGCUACCAAAAUAUUCUUCAGGGCUGGCCAGGUGGCAUAUCUAGAAAAAGUACGUGCAGAUCUGCAACGGACGUACUGUGUUUACGUACAAUCUUGCGUGCGCGGUUUCUUGGCUCGUAGGAGAUAUAUGCGGGUCAUGAAGGCCAUCAGGGGCAUACAGGCAUAUGCUAGGGGCCAUAUAGCUAGAACGAAAGCCCAAGAGAUCCGUCGCAGACGGGCUGCAAUAAAAAUACAGAAACAUGUUCGCGGUUGGAUCUUAAGGAAACGCUAUAAUAAAUUACGUAAACUUACGAUUGCACUCCAAGCCCGCAUUAGAGGAUAUCUUGCGAGAAAGAAUUACAAGGAGAUGAGGUUCUUACAAGCGACCAUCACAAUACAACGAUACGCGCGGGGUUACUUGGCUCGUAAGAGAGUCUGUCAUUUGAGUAGAAAUAUUGUCGUCGCGCAGGCAGCUAUUCGCCGAUUCCUGGCCCGUCGACAAUAUAAACGUCUUCGCAUCGAAGCAAGAUCGAUAGAUCACGUAAAGACGCUAAACAAAGGUCUGGAGAAUAAGAUCAUUUCAUUGCAGCAAAAGCUUGAACAUUACCAGAAUAAAUCAAAAAUGAUUGAGCCAUUGCAGGCUACGAUUGUGGAGUUGAGGACCAAAUUAGAUAAUUUGAAAACAAUCGAAAUUGAGACAAAAACUCUCAAAGUCGACAUUCAAGAUAAGGAUAACAUCCUAACAUUGCUGAGAGUGGAGCUGGAAAAAGAGAAGGACAGUAACAAGAAACUAGCGGAGGAGAAGAAGGAAAUCGAGUUACGCUAUAAGAAGGAGAAGGAACAGAUGGAGAUGGAGAGCGAGAAGCUGGCAAAUGAGUUACGAAGCUCCAAGGAACAUUACGAAAUGCUUGUUGAAGAACGAGACAAGAGGCAUGAAGCGGAGAAGAAGGCGCUUUGUCAGGAGUUGGAGAAUGAGAGGCAGAGUCGGCAGAAGUUGCUCUCCUCCCAAUAUGAUCUUCAGGAGAAGAUAGACUCUAUGCAGCGAGUACCCGAAAGGACACAUAAAAGAUCAUUGUCCGAUGCUAAUAACUCACAACAGGAGGCGGUCGUUGAAGAUGACUUUGGUUAUGGAUCAGUUCGUUCAGUGGAAACCACUAGACCUGCUUUGGAAGCCGUCAAUUGGUCAGCUGGAUCGCAUAACGGACCGUCACCGAUUGCAGAUGCAGGGCUUGUACUUCGUAUGCAAAACCGAAUUUCUAUCUUGCAAAGUGAAUUAUCAAGGACUAAAAAGCGAGCUACAGAUUUAGAAGACAGACUGACGAACCGACUUUUGCUUCCACCCUCGAAUCCAGAUAGCGACAGAUUCAAAGUGGAAGAGCUGGAAAUUGAGAAUAAGAAACUUCGGGAGCAAAUACACAGACUCCGAGCUACUGGAGACAGUAUUCUGCUUUCCAAGGAAGUUAUAGGACAAAUAGACGCAAUGCAACAGGAGUUGGAUAGACGCCGCGACGAAUGUGUUCAACUAAAGAGCGUGUUGUCGCAUCAGAAACCAUGGUUCCAAGCGUUGAAAACUGUUACUGUCAAUCUGAAGUCGCUAGCAUCGAACUAUGGGUCUGAUGUCGACAUCAUCAAUGGAGAUGGAGAGCUGGCUGCCGCCUAUGAAACCCAAAAGGGAAUUAAUAGACAAUUACAAGAAGAGCUAACAGCCGAGAAGCAGUUCUUCGCUGAACACAUGUCCUAUGCAAAGACGGAGAUAGAGAGACUGCGGGAGGAGAAUGAGAAGUAUCAGAAAUUAUUAAGCACAGAUCUAAGCGUAGAGCCAAAGAAUAAAACCCAAGAAUAUGCGCAGAAUGAAAUUAUUCGUCUCGUUGCAGAAAGUUUAGCCAUACAGGAACGUGUGGACAAGCUAUCAGAUUGCUGUCGCCGUUAUAAGAAUCAAAUUCGUAUGCUGAUCAACAAGUUGAAGGAGGCUGGUGUUGAAGAUAUUAAGGAGAUUUUAGAAGGAAAUGAUACAAUAAUAUCUCCGAACACAACUGUCCCAUUGGAGAUGGCUACUGUGACCAGAAAGAAAGAGAGGGAGUACCUCGGAAUGUUCGAAUAUAAAUUGCAAGACGAACACACGAUCAUCAAAAAGCUUAUAAUUGAUCUUAAGGCCCACGUAGCGACGACACUACUCCCAGGUCUUCCAGCCUUUAUCCUCUUCAUGAUGCUACGUCACACAGACCACGUCGACGAUGAGCCCAAGAUGCACUCCUUGAUGAAGGGAAUCCGAACUGCCGUCAAGAAGACCCUAAAGAAACGAUCUGAUAAUUCGGAGUACAGCAUUCUUUGGCUCGCUAAUAUGUUGAGAUUUCUUAACAACAUGCGCCAAUACAGCGGUGAUGAGACUUAUCAAUCAAGCAAUACGCCCAGACAAAACCAACAGAGUCUACGUAUCUUUGACUUGUCGGAAUAUCGGCAAGUGUUGAGCGACAUCGCAAUUUGGAUAUAUCAAGGACUCAUAACUCACAUGCAGACCCAAUAUGAACGCCUAAUUGUGCCAGCGAUACUAGAGUACGAAGAAAUAAGUGGACUCUCCAGCCCCAAAGCUGUUCCUACUCCUGCGGCCUCAGCAGGCCCCACCAGGCUGAAGCAUGACUUGGCUGUUAUGCAUGAACAUCUCAAAGUGCAUCAGGUUGAUACACCGCUACGUGCUAUGAUCUUUAAACAGCUAUUCUACUUCAUCUGCGCCUACAGCCUCAAUCAGUUGCUCCUGCGCAAGGACCUGUGCUGCUGGGCUAAAGGGCUACAAAUCAGGUACAACAUCUCACACCUGGAGACCUGGAUCAAGGAGAACCUGUCUGAAUAUGGCCAGAAAUGUGUGGAGGACACCUUAUCGGUCCUAAAGCCGAUAACACAGGCGGUUCAACUGUUACAAGCGAGAAAGUCAAUGGCCGAUGUCGCAAGUACUGUGGAGAUGUGCGCCGAUCUGACGGCUAUACAAGUUUGUAAGAUUCUCAACAUGUACACACCGGCUGAAGAGUACGAGGUGAAAGUAACGAAGGAAUUUAUACUCGAAAUACAAAAGCUGAUGAAGAACAGGCCUGGUGCUGAGUCGGAGUCUAAAAACCUGUUGAUGGAUUCAAAAGUUAUAUUCGCAGUUCAGUUUUAUUACAGCCCUUCGUCAAUUCGUCUUGAAGACAUCGAAGUACCCGAUGUACUGGAAUUGGACGGUUUACUCACUAAAAUCUAAACAUGUCCGAAUCGUGUUGGGCAUUUGGGGGGACACGUUGGUCACAUGUGAGUUACAUAAUGUCUGUCACGUAUGAGUAACGCCUCAAUAUGUCACUACAAACAUUGUGUCAGUCUCGUGUGACAUACAAAAAGUCAGUCUCAUGUGUAAUUAAUUGUGUCGGUCGUAUAUUGGACACAUGUGCGUUGCAUUUGGUCGCCAACAUAUGACUUAAUACAAUAUUCGGUCUCAUGUGAGCUUUAUUUUAUCGGUCAUGCUUGUCCUACAUUGUGUCAGUCACAUGUGACUAAAUAAAGUCAGGCGCGUCUGAACUUCUCUUGUUUACAUUUGGUGUAUAUUCGGAUUUUGUUCGUUAUAUAAAAAUGUAUGUAUCCAGUAUUUAACAUUUGCAAUAGACAUAGAUAUAUUAUGUAUGACAAUGUAUGAGAUUUCUGUAGCCUAUUUUAAAAAAACAUAUUUUUAUUGCAUUUAAAUAUUACGUAUAUCAGCCAUACAGUUGUGUCUUUGGAUUGUUAAGUUUAAUAGAUUAUUUAGAUUUAAGUAUUAAACAUUCCGUAUUAGUGUUGCUAUAUUUAGAGAAUAUCUCCGCAAACUGCUAAUGCGCUGGAACAAUAGUACAGUUAGCAAGUCAAGUGUUGAUGUUUAAUGCAGAUGCCGAUUUAGGUGAUGGACUUCCGAAAAUAGCCCUAGGCACGAAGGCACAUACAGCUGACCUACUUGCCUCAUAAAACAAUUUUAAUGAGGUCCAGACCUAAAGGUUGUAGCGAGAACAUCCUAAUACCGGCAUAAUCGACUAAUCU